GUUAAAAAAGAAGCAAAUGGAUGCACCACAAAUUCCAAAAGAAUAUCUCAAAGAACAGAAUCAAUGACCACAGAUAUCUUACUCUGCAAUCAUGUAGUCUCUGUUCACCACAUAACCCCUCAAAUUCAAAUAUCCAAACAAGCCAAGCCAAUCUCCACCAUAGCCAAUAUCAUCAUCUAGGACCAGACCUGCCUGGUGAGUCUUAAGCUUCAUUUUUAUAUCUCUCUAAACUUGUUUCUUUUUUACUCUCUCACUAUCAAUUCAUCAAGAAACUAUCAUGCAAAACUGAACCCAUUUUUUUUUUGUCUCUUGAGAUUGUCACUCUUAUGCUUAGUCUUUUGUCUCUUAUAGCUUACUUCCAUGGCUGUGUUAAUACUUAGCUCUUCGAGUAUGUGUUGUAGUUGUAUCGAUUAUAGUAUUGCUUUUAGUGAGCAGAAUAGGUUGUCUGAUUUCAGACAUAAAAAUGGGUCAUUAGGAGGUGAAAAGUUUGGAACUUUGAGGGUUUUCCCGUUUGGGUCUAAUGUAAAUUGGAAGAAAAAUAACAAAAAACAAGUGGCUUUUUGUGGGUUUGCAUUGAAAAGCCAGAAUGAGGAGCUGGUGGUGAAUGGGAAGCCGAGAAAGGGGUCAUCUUCUGAUGAAGUUUUGGGAGUUCUUCACUCAAUUUCAGACCCAAUUCAUGCUCUUUUUUACUUUAAAUCAGUUGGUGAGUUGCCAAAUGUUGUUCACACCACUGAAACCUGUAAUCAUAUGCUUGAAAUAUUGAGGGUUCAUAGGAGGGUGGAGGAUAUGGCUUUUGUGUUUGACUUGAUGCAAAGGCAAAUAAUUAGGAGGAAUGUGGAUACUUAUUUGAUUAUAUUUAAGAGUCUUUUUAUCAGGGGUGGCCUGAGGCAAGCACCGUCUGCCCUUGAAAAGAUGAGGGAGGCAGGGUUUGUUUUGAAUGCUUAUUCAUAUAAUGGGUUGAUCCAUUUUCUACUUCAGUCUGGAUUUUGUAAGGAGGCGUUGGAGGUGUAUAGAAGAAUGGUCUCGGAAGGUCUUAAACCUAGCCUUAAGACGUUCUCUGCACUUAUGGUAGCAUCAGGGAAGAGAAGGAAUAUUAAAACUGUGAUGGGUUUGCUGGAAGAGAUGGAGAGUAUGGGAUUGAGGCCUAAUAUUUACACAUACACCAUUUGCAUUAGAGUACUUGGGAGAGAUGGGAAAAUUGACGAAGCAUAUAGGAUUAUGAAGAGAAUGGAUGAUGAUGGAUGCGGUCCUGAUGUCGUCACUUACACAGUUCUCAUUGAUGCUCUUUGUACUGCCAGAAAGCUUGACGACGCUAUGUGUUUGUUCACAAAAAUGAAAUCAAGCAGUCAUAAACCUGAUAAGGUAACCUAUGUAACCUUGUUGGACAAGUUCAGCGAUUGUGGACACUUGGACAAAGUGGAAAAAAUUUGGACUGAAAUGGAAGCUGAUGGUUAUGCUCCUGAUGUGGUUACGUUUACCAUACUUGUUAAUGCCUUAUGCAAAGCUGGUAGAAUUAAUGAAGCCUUUGAUCUGUUGGAUACCAUGAGAAAGCAAGGGGUCUUACCAAAUCUCCAUACUUACAACACAUUGAUUUCUGGACUUUUGAGGGCAAACAGGUUAGAUGAUGCAUUGGAUCUUUUCAGUAAUAUGGAAUCUCUGGGUGUUGAACCCACUGCUUAUACAUAUAUCCUUUUAAUUGACUACCAUGGAAAGUCUGGUCACCCUGGAAAAGCUCUCGAGACCUUUGAGAAGAUGAAAGCUAGAGGAAUUGCUCCUAACAUUGUUGCUUGCAAUGCAUCUUUGUAUAGUCUUGCUGAAAUGGGAAGGCUUGGUGAAGCAAAAGCUAUGUUUAACGAGCUUAAAAGUAGUGGGCUUGCUCCAGAUUCAGUGACCUAUAACAUGAUGAUGAAAUGCUAUAGUAAGGUAGGGCAAGUGGAUGAAGCCAUCAAGUUACUAUCUGAGAUGUCAAAAGUUCAGUGUGAACCCGAUGUAAUCGUCAUUAAUUCUUUGAUUGACACACUUUACAAGGCUGGCCGAGUGGAAGAGGCAUGGCAAAUGUUUUGCAGAAUGGAGGAGAUGAACCUUGCUCCUACAGUUGUGACCUACAACAUAUUACUAGCUGGAUUAGGGAAAGAGGGUCAAAUCCAAAAAGCUGUUCAGCUAUUUGAGAGUAUGAAUGGGCAUGGGUGUUCACCAAACACAAUUACUUUCAAUACACUCUUGGAUUGCCUUUGCAAGAAUGAUGAGGUUGAUUUGGCCCUGAAAAUGUUCUACAAAAUGACAACAAUGAAUUGCAGACCUGAUGUUCUAACUUUCAACACAAUCAUUCAUGGUUUUAUUAAACAAAACCAAAUUAAAAAUGCAAUCUGGCUCUUCCAUCAGAUGAAGAAAUUGCUCAGACCUGAUCAUGUGACUUUGUGCACGCUCCUUCCUGGUGUUAUAAAGAGUGGGCAGAUAGAGGAUGCUUUCAGGAUCACUGAGGACUUUUUUUAUCAGGUUGGAUCUAACAUAGACAGGUCAUUUUGGGAAGAUGUUAUGGGAGGCAUUUUGACUGAGGCUGGAACAGAAAAGGCCAUUUUAUUUGGUGAAAGAUUGGUAUGCCGUGCUAUUUGCAAGGAUGACUCUGUAUUAAUACCUAUAAUUAAGGUUUUGUGUAAGCAUAAGAAAACCUCUGUUGCUCGAAAUGUAUUUGUGAAGUUCACAAAGGAACUGGGAGUGAAACCAACACUCAAAGUGUACAACUUGUUGAUUGAUGGGUUUCUAGAAGUUCAUAAUGUUGAAGUGGCCUGGAAUCUUUUUGAGGAGAUGAAGAGUGCUGGCUGUGCUCCAGAUACAUUCACCUACAAUUCUUUAAUUGAUGCUCAUGGGAAGUCUGGGAAGAUCAAUGAACUUUUUGAUCUGUAUGAUGAAAUGCUAACUAGGGGAUGCAAGCCCAACACCAUAACUUACAACAUGGUCAUCUCCAAUCUAGUGAAAUCUAAUAGAUUGGACAAGGCUAUGGAUUUGUAUUACAAUCUUGUUAGUGGUGAUUUCUCUCCCACUCCUUGUACCUUUGGCCCCCUUAUAGAUGGACUUCUGAAGUCAGGGAGACUUGAUGAUGCACAUGAAAUGUUUGACGGGAUGGUACACUAUGGAUGCAGGCCUAACAGUGCUAUUUACAAUAUUCUUGUAAAUGGUUAUGGGAAAUUGGGUCAUGUGGAUACUGCUUGCGAGUUCUUUAAAAGGAUGGUCAAAGAAGGGAUAAGACCAGACUUGAAGUCUUACACCAUUCUUGUUGAUAUCCUAUGCAUCGCAGGGAGAGUGGAUGAUGCUUUGCACUACUUUGAGAAACUAAAGCAGGCUGGCCUAGAUCCAGACUUGGUAGCUUAUAACCUCAUGAUUAAUGGGCUUGGACGAUCACAAAGGACAGAAGAAGCUCUAUCUCUUUUUCAUGAAAUGCAGAAUAGAGGGAUCGUGCCUGAUCUUUACACUUACAAUUCCUUGAUACUCAAUCUUGGGAUUGUUGGAAUGAUAGAGGAAGCAGGGAAGAUAUAUGAAGAACUACAAUUUAUAGGCCUUAAACCUAAUGUGUUCACCUAUAAUGCUCUUAUUCGUGGAUACACCCUCUCUGGAAAUUCUGAACUUGCCUAUGGCAUCUACAAGAAGAUGAUGGUUGGUGGUUGCGACCCCAAUACUGGAACUUUUGCUCAGCUUCCUAAUCAAUCCUGACCCUUCAAAGAUGCUCAACUGGUCAUGCGUUCACUUGGCUGUUUAUCUUUCCACUCAAGUUUUACUGGGUAUUACUUCCAUCUAAACUAAUUCAUGAAUAUCCCAAAUCUAAAAGGGAACUUUACCCUGACUUGAUGGUUUUGUUGAUGGUUAUAAGCGCUUAAAUUUUUCUCAAGAUUUUGUGCAUGCUGAGUAGCAUAUGUGCAAGCCUGGGCAUUCCAAAUUUACCUUAGCCAUCCUUCAUUGCAGAUUCAGUGAAGUUUUCUUUUUGUAGAGAGAUCAAGAGUACACGAUUAUAUAUUCAGGUUGCAACCCAGGUGCGUUCAAGGCCAUCUAAUCUGUUGUCCAUGAAAACUGUGAAUAUUUAACCCCUACAACGAUGCAUUAUGUAAAAUCUUCAAAUACAUAGUACAGUGAUUUUAUUUGGUAAAUGGCAUAGUAUUCUUGUAUCAAGUUGAGCUGUUUGUACUCGCCAUUCAGCAUACAAGAAAUUUUUGUAAGCUUUUCUGUAUCUUGACAUGCCUUAUUUCGAAUGAAAAUUAUGCAUAAAUAGGCAAUGUACUUCAUGAUA
Molecule: messenger RNA, 4279 nt
Organism: Populus trichocarpa (black cottonwood)
Lineage: Eukaryota; Viridiplantae; Streptophyta; Magnoliopsida; Malpighiales; Salicaceae
Product: pentatricopeptide repeat-containing protein At4g31850, chloroplastic
Exons: 2
Coding region: 361-3708 (1115 amino acids)
Molecular function (GO): protein binding
Source: RefSeq, a predicted model, not a curated record